Morone saxatilis (striped sea-bass) is the source of this 2007-nucleotide messenger RNA. RefSeq names its product inactive phospholipase D5-like. The transcript has 9 exons. Gene Ontology annotation, molecular function: catalytic activity. Lineage: Eukaryota; Metazoa; Chordata; Actinopteri; Moronidae. Bases 1 to 1743 code for a protein of 580 amino acids. The record is from RefSeq and is a predicted model, not a curated record.
AUGUGGAAAUCAAUUCUGUUCUCCUUCUCUCUCUUGCAGUCUCAGCAGAAAUGCAUUGUGAUCUUUGCCUUGGUGUGCUGCUUUGCCAUACUGGUGGCGUUAAUUUUCUCAGCUGUGGACAUUUGGGGCGAAGAUGAAGACGGGAUCACAGAGGAGAACUGUAGCAAGAACUGCAGAGUAGUGCUUGUGGAAAACAUCCCAGAGGACAUCUCCUUCUUAGACAAUGGUACAUCCCAUGUUCCUCUCUCAGUGGGGCUGUACAACUUACUGGACCGAGCUAUCCGGGUCGUAGAGAUAGUUUCCCCGCUGUGGCUCCUCAACUCCUCCGAUUAUGAAUCGAGCUUCCAGCCUGCUGCCAGACAGGGCAGGGCUCUGCUGUCCAGGCUGCAGGGGCUGAAAGCUAAAGGAAUCCAGCUGAAGAUCUCCAGUGGGAUGAUUGACUCGACUGAGCUCAACACACUCGCCAAACACAAUGCUGAGGUCCACUAUGUGAACAUGACAGCACUGACCAAAGGCCACCUCCUCUCCUCCUUCUGGGUGGUUGACAGAAGACAUUUCUACAUCGGCAGCGCCAGCAUGGACUGGAGAUCUCUGGCCACUAGGAAGGAGUUGGGUGUGUUGGUGUACGACUGCAGCUGUCUGGCUCUGGACCUCCACAGAGUGUUCAGCCUGUACUGGGGGCUCCAGUAUAAAGACUUCAUCCCCUCCUUCUGGUCCAAGCGCCUCUUUGCCCUCUUUAACAGAGACGCACCACUGGAGCUCACCUUCAACAGCACAAAGGCUCAGGCCUACGUCUCUAGCUCCCCAGAUGUUUUCAUUCCGAAAGAUCGUAGCAAUGAUCUUGAAGCCAUUUCCAGAGUGAUACAGGAGGCGCGCCAUUUCAUAUAUAUAUCCAUCAUCGACUACCUGCCCCUCGUGAGCAGAAACGCUCAAAGGUACUGGUCUCGUAUUGAUGGCCUUAUCCGGGAGGCUCUGAUUCUGAGGAAGGUCCGGGUUCGUCUGCUGAUAAGUUGCUGGGAAAACACUCAUCCACUUACUUUUAACUUUAUCUGGUCCCUAAGGAGUCUGUGCUUGGAGCAGGCCAACUGCUCACUGGAAGCUAAGCUCUUCAACCCCAGAGUGCUGAGGGAUGGCAGUCUCCAAGGAAUAAACCACAACAGGUUUAUAGUGACAGACAAAGCCAUUUAUUUAGGUAACCUUGACUGGGUGGGCAACGAGUUCACCUUUAAUGCAGGAGCAGGCCUGGUGAUCAGUCAGCCAGAGGGCAUCGAGGAGAGGAACUCUACAGUGGUGGAGCACCUACAGGCCGCAUUUGAGAGGGACUGGUUUUCACGUUACACCCGCUCACUGCAGGUCAAUAAGAUCCCCGUCUGCAACAAGCACCAGAUCAACAGGCUGGUGUCAGUGAAAAGCAGUCACAUAGACAGUGAACCGGUGCCUAUCAGAACAAGACAGCAUGAUAGCGGCCCCGCACCAAUGAGAACCAGUCACAAAGGCGAUGGACAGACCGCACUUAAAACAAGGCACCAUGAUGAUAGACUAAGCAAAAUCAGUCGCCAAGGCAUUGCCAAUGGAUUGGUGCCAAUUAUAGACAGUCACCAAGAGAGGGGACGAGUCAAAAUUAGUCACCUUGACAACAGACAGGUACAAAUCAAAGAUAAUUACCGUGACAAUCCAAUGGAUCCACCCAGUCAGUCAGCCGAGAGCAGCGGCAGCAGAGAGAUCUCCAACGGGUCCCUGUGAACACAAAACGUGAUAGGUUCUUUUUCACUGAAUGAUGUGUGGAGAACUGCUCUCUUCCCGUAACGACAGACUUAACACACUGGGUCUUUGUAGCAUUUUAUUAUUGCCAUUUUGAAGAAAACUCUGAAGAUUUAAGUAAUAUCUGAUUUGCAGGACUUGAUAAUUUUCACGGAAGAACUCAGGAAGGAAAGGAAAGGCUCCACUGCAGCACCUUUGAUGGAUUUUUUUUAAAAGAAUAAAACCAAAACAUUUUGGCUUAGAAAA